Messenger RNA from Acanthaster planci (crown-of-thorns starfish), 4437 nucleotides. It is a transcript of the gene apex2, whose product is annotated as apurinic/apyrimidinic endodeoxyribonuclease 2. The record is from RefSeq and is a predicted model, not a curated record. Gene Ontology annotation, biological process: base-excision repair. Gene Ontology annotation, cellular component: nucleus. NCBI's taxonomy places the organism in Eukaryota, Metazoa, Echinodermata, Asteroidea, Valvatida, Acanthasteridae. Gene Ontology annotation, molecular function: DNA-(apurinic or apyrimidinic site) endonuclease activity; double-stranded DNA 3'-5' DNA exonuclease activity; zinc ion binding.
UAGAAAUAUGGCGGCCUCCAUCAUGUCCAUAGCGCGGGAAAAUAACUGACUUUGGAAUUGUUGCCACUGCCAAUCUGACUGAAGACGACAUAUUUAUUUUCAGCAAUGAAUAUUUUAACUUGGAAUAUAAAUGGAAUCCGAGCAUCAAAAGUCGCCAUCAAAGAGCUGCUGGAUUCAUUGGAUUCGGACAUUAUCUGCUUGCAGGAAACUAAAGUCACAAGGGACCUCUUGGAUGAUGCUAUUGUCAACGUCGAUGGUUACAGUUCAUACUUCAGCUUUUCAAGAAAACGAACAGGAUAUUCAGGUGUAGCCACCUAUUGUCGGAACUCAGUCACCCCUUCAAGGGCAGAGGAGGGUCUUACAGGGAGGCUUGCCAAGGGAAGUGAUGAUAUUGGUUGCUAUGGCAACCAGACAUCCUUCACAAAUGAAGAACUCCAGUCGCUGGAUAGUGAAGGACGAGCAAUUGUGACACAGCACACAAUCAAGGAUACAGAAGGAGGUCUGCAUGAACUGGUUGUCAUCAAUGUGUACUGCCCACGAGCUGAUCCCGACAAUCAGGAGCGCAUGGCCUACAAGUUACAUUUCUACAACCUGCUACAGCUGAGGGCAGAAGCCUUGGUGAAGGCCGGCAGGCACGUUGUUGUGGUCGGUGACAUCAACGCCUCGCACCGGCGAAUUGACAACUGUGAUCCAGGCCCAGAUUUUGAAGAACAUCCUGGUCGGCAGUGGCUCAAUUCUUUCCUUCAUGACAACACGCCAGGAAAGCUAUCCAGUGAGACUGAGACAUCCCUGACUUUGACAAAUGACAGUGAAAGCAGCUCUAACAAGCAACAGCACAAGCCAAGCGACUCAUCCCCUCGCAUCUUUGUGGACACCUUCAGGCGUUUCCACCCCACAAGACAGAAAGCCUUCACCUGCUGGUCCACCAGGACUGGCGCCCGUCAAACAAACUACGGCACGCGAAUUGAUUACAUCUUUACCAACGUGGGCCUGUUUCAGAGGAUGGUCACCUCAUGUGAUAUCAUGCCUGAGGUUGAGGGUUCAGACCACUGUCCAGUCAAGGCCAGUAUGUCUUGUGAGCCGGUCCCUUCUACAAAGCUCCCAGAGCUGUGCUCCCGCAACAUGCCAGAAUUCUUGGGAAAGCAGCAGAAGCUACUGUCUUUCUUUCAGAAGCUGUCACCAAGCAAAGUGGCUCUUGCUCGCAAGGUGGAGAUGCAGGAAUCCAGACCAAGAGAUGAUUCCAAACUCGGAUUAAAAAGAACUGGAAGUGACCCGGGUAGUCACAGGUCCCAGAAAAAAUUUAAAAUGGAUCCCAUCGAACCACGAAGGGGGAGUCUGAUGAACUUCUUUCCAAAAAAGAAAUCACAAGAAGCUGAUUCGGGGAACAAGAUGACAGAUGCAGAUGUUGUUACCAAGCCCGAACUUGUCAAAUCAACAUCAAUGCCUCCAGCAGACUUAAAUGCCAUGAUUGACAACAACACCAAUGGGGGAUCCCCAGAUACAUGUAUUUCAGAAACUUCCUUGAAUCUAAAAUCCAAAAGAUUUUCCCAGGACUCCCUGACAGAUGGAUCCAACCGGAGUAAGGCAAAUUCAGCCUCCGUCUGGAAACAGCUUCUCUCAGGUCCCCCACCAGCACCUGCAUGCAAAGGGCACAACGAACCCUGUCUCUUGAGAACAGUGAAGAAACCAGGACCUAACCUGGGUAAGAAAUUCUAUGUUUGUCCCAGACCCGAGGGGCAUAAGAACAACCCAGAGGCACGGUGCAAUACCUUUAUUUGGGUAACCAAAGCCAAGUAAAUAUCCCUACAGCUUUGGAAAUUAAUAGGCAUGGUUAUUCAGCACUGUGUUCAGGUCUAUUUACACUGGAGUGCAUAUUUUGCCAGAAGCUACCCGCAGCCAGUGGCCUGGUGCAUAAACAAAAAUUGUAAGCGUGCAAUUUGAAUUUGGUUGUACAGUAUGCUAUGCCUUUGUAAUGAUCCAGGGACACGACAGUGUACACGUGAAUCAUUUGUACAUGUAGGGUACAUCAGUUUCUGCUGCAAUAAUACAGUGGAUGUGUUAAUGGAAAGCUACAGGCUUACUGUACAAAAGUAAUCAUGAUGUGCCAUAGUUGUGAAGUAUGGGUCAAGAUUCUUGUAUGGGUUUUAAUGUUCAGCUUCACUGUACACAGUACCCUCAAAAGCAUACCCAUUGUUAUCCACUGGGUUGGUUUUGAAUGGAAGUCAUUGUAUGCAUUGCAUGAUAAAAAUCAGUCAUUCUGCUUACUGGUACUAACUUCCACAGCAACUUACACACUUGAGCUACUUUGCUCUGUAUACAUGUACAAGUAGAACCAGUCUAUUUUCAAAGUUGUUAGUUGUCUUUCUUUCUUUGCAAGGAAAAAAAAGGUCUUGAUAAAGGACAAUUCUUUUGAGAAGAUAGCUGUCGUUUUUCUAGGGUUUUAAGCAUUGUUCUUAGCAUGUUACAUACAUGUAGGUAAUUUCGGCAAAUAAGAAAUGGCAUCACAAAAAGACCAGUGCCUGUUACUCCAUACAAAUAAGGGGAGAUAGAUAUCAGACAUUUAAUGUCAAAGGGAAAUUUUCUGAAAAGGAUGUAGUGAGAUUGUACAGCCAAGAGCAUCUGCAUGCUGUCUGUGUAUGCAACAACAUGUACUCCUCUAUCAGUACAAAGGGAAAGACUGGGCCGAAACUGUUGGUGUCACCAAGGCCCGAACCAAGACCUAAUAGGUUUGCCCAUUUCACUUAAAGCCUGCCGCAGGGUACAUGUAGAACCAAGCCUUCUGUUACAUUGUGAGUUGUGUAAAUAACUUGCCUAAAUGCCCUUCAUGCUUUAAUCAGACCUUGUUACUUGGUAACGAGAUACCCUCUCUUGCCCAUGUACAUAUCUAAUAGCACAGCGUUGAAUAGUUAGAAAUACCUUAAUUUUGCCCAGUCGCAAGCUGCAUGAUACCUGAAUACAUGUAUUUUCUCACUUUUCACUAGCAGGACCGACCAGUCCUUAGCUUAGCAAGUAUUUAACCAACGAUGUGCCUUGUCUUCACAGCAAACAUGUACAUGAACUUAUUCUGUGAAAUUCCUGCAGUAUGUAAUCUGUACACAUAAUGCACCAUUGCUCACUUCAUCAUGUUUGAAUUAUGCUGUGUAAUAAAUCUUACAUGUACCCCCAUGGCCCCAGUGACCAAUAAACCAAUGAGUUACGUGCCAUUUGCAAGUAUGUGCAUUACAAGUCCGUCCGUGAAAGUUACAGCUGACUUGAAUGAAAAAAAGUGCAAGGGUACAGAUUGUAUACAGAUUAAACAUUUGAUUUGAUUUGAUUGAUUUAUUGCUCUUUAUAUACAUACAUAUACAAUAGAAAUUGCUUUGGCUCUCGUGCAUUAAAAUACAAUAAGCACUAAAGGUUAAGAAAUACAUAUUUAUAACAAUAAAAUAAUUAAGCAAUAAAAAUAAUUUCAAUAACACUCAAAACUAACAAGGUGACAAAUUACUUGGUUUCAUUCAGUCCCCUGACUGCAGUUGGGUAAAAGCUUCCUCUGAACCGUUCUGUAUUACACUUAAUUACUCUAACGUUUCCCUGAUCUUAACAACUCAAAUAACUCAUUAGCUGGGUGAAAUUCAUCAUUAAUAAUACCACUAGUCCUGUUCUCCACUCUAGAUCUGUGAAUUUCUAAAACUGGCGUGAGAUCUAUACAAUAAUACGUGCAGCUAACUUAACCACUCUCUCCAGUGCCUGCCUAUCAGCCAUGGUGGUACUUCCAUACCACACAGUGAUGGAUUGUGUUAACACACUUUCUACCACUGCUCGAUAGAACUUGACCAGCAGAUCACUGGAUAAGUGGAAACUCUUCAGGCAUCGGAGGUAGAAGAUCCGUUUCUGUGCUUUCUUGAUGCCAUGCAUGACAUUAGUAUUCCAACUCAGAACAUUUGUUAAAUAAAUACCCCAAAAUGUAAAACAAUCUACAAUUUCUACAUCAUUUCCAUUGAUAGCAAGGGGAGCAAUUGCAAUUGGAGUUGUACAUUACAUUCUCUUUAUUACAUUGAGGUUCAAAUUAUUGUCUGAGCAGCACUGGGUCAAAUGAUGAAUUUGAUUGCGAUAAUUAUACUCAUCAUUACCUAUAAUAAGUCCAACAACGGUUGGGUCGUCGGCAUAUUUGACAAUUUCACGGUCAUCAAAUGAAUAAACACAAUCAUAAGUGUACAAUGAACAUACCAAUGGUGAUAGCACACACCCUUGGGGAGUGCCGGUAUUUGUAACAGUUGAGUUUGAGAUUAAAGAAUUCACUCUAACAACUUGACUGCGAUCAGUAAGAAAAUCGUAAAUCCAGCUACAAAGUGAUGAGUUAAUACAGAGGUAAUUGAGCUUAUUUUAUAAUUUAGAUGGUGAUAUUGUAUUAAAUGCAGAACUGAAACCAAUAAACAAAAGUCAGGCAUGUGUUGAUGA